AGAGAGGGGGGGGGGAGAGAGGGUGAGGUUCUCCCUCUUCUACUGCUGCAGUGUCUGAUUCUCCCUCCACCAUCUCAUCAUCCCACCAUCAUCCUCCUCCUCUCCCUCCUGUCUGUCUGCCCUCCCCCUUCCUCCUCCUCUUCCUCCUCCCACCGCCUCCAUCCAGUGGAGGCACGGCGACAAAAGAGAGAGAGAGAGAGAGAGAGAGAGAGAGAGAGAGGGAGAGAGAGAGAGGGAGGGAAGGAGGCUGCAGACUUUCCGGCAGAGAGGAAGAGGAGAGGAGGAAGAAGAGACAGAGGCAGCGGACUCUCCAUCUUCGCCAUUCCAGUCAUGACUCUGGAAGACGGCCUGUGAGGCUGUGCUCGGUGUGAAGACUCUUCAGCUACGGGACGGUGCCACGCCGAGCUCUGACCAGAUGGAGGUGAACGCGGCCAGAAAACGCCAUCGCACACGAUCCAAAGGAGUCAGAGCCGCCGUGGAAGCAGCGACUCAGGAGUUGUUCAGCUGUCCCACUCCGGGCUGCGAUGGCAGCGGACACGUCAGCGGGAAGUACGCCAGGCACCGCAGCGUCUACGGCUGCCCGCUGGCCAAGAAGAGGAAAGCUCUGGAGAAACAACCGCUGGAGCCGGCUGCCAAGAGGAGGCCCUUCCUCCCGCCCUGCAACGGGGGGGAGGAGGAGCAGCCCGGCGCCUACGCCCGAUACCACGGCCGAGCCCCGGAGGCCGGGCCGGAAGGGAAGGAGCAGGGCGAGGUAGUGGAGGAGGACGAGGAGGAAGAGGAGGCGGAGAGGGAAGGCGAUGAAGACGGGGAGGACGAGUUCUCGGAGGACAACGAGGAGCAGGAGGGGGAGGAAGAGGAGGAGGAUGAAGAGGAGGAGGUAGAUGUGGGGAGAGCGGGUGUGACAGUGGGAGGAGAGCGGGCGGAGGAAGAGGAGGAAGAGGAGGAGGAGGAGGAAGAGGAGGAGGGGAUGUACGAGGAGGAAGAAGAAGUGGAGGAUGGUGAUGAUGAGGAGGAUGAAGGCGAGGAAGACGAGGAGGAGGAAGAGGAGGAGCCACGUCGUCAGCAUGCAGAGAACCACUUCAAACCCGCCGGACAAUCAAAGCUGCUCCUCAUCCAGAAGGACGACAACAACAACCACCACAACCACCACAGCUGCACCGCCGGCGCCGGCAACGGCACCGGGGAGGACUACGAGAACUACGACGAGCUGGUCGCCAAGUCGCUGCUCAACCUGGGCAAGAUCGCGGAGGACGCCGCCUACCAGGCGCUGACCGAGUCCGAGAUGAACAGCAACUCGUCCAACAGCGGCGGGGAGGACGAGGACGACGAGGAGUACGGCGGCGGCCGCAAGGGCGAGCUGAGCGUGGACCUGGACAGCGACGUGGUCCGGGAGACGGUGGACUCCCUGAAGCUGCUGGCGCAGGGACACGGCGCCAUGCUGCCCGAGGACGGCUACCCGGACGGCGCCAUGCUGGGCGACGCCGGCCACCACGCCAACGGGAGGCCCGGCGCGAGGGCCCCGGCGGACGAGAGCGAGGAGGAGGUGUGCCUCAGCAGCCUGGAGUGUCUGCGGAACCAGUGCUUCGAUCUGGCCCGCAAGCUGAGCGAGACGCAGGCGUGCGACCGCCCGGGCCUCCACGCGCUGCACCACCAGCUCCAGAUCCCAGCCGACCACCAGGUGGUGCACCACCUCAACAGGUACGACAGCUGCCAGCAGAGCGCCCAGGAGGAGCACCGGUCCCUGGAGCGCAGCUACUCCGACAUGGUGAACCUGAUGAAGCUGGAGGAGCAGCUGAGCCCGGGCUCCAGAGGUUACCCCACCAGCUGCAGCCAGGAGGGCGACGAGGACACCACGUCGGUGGCCUCCGACCGCUCGGACGAGACCUUCGACAUGGCCAAGGGGAACCUGUCGCUGCUGGAGAAGGCCAUCGCCCUGGAGUCGGAGAGGGCGAAGGUCAUGAGGGAGCGCGUCGCCUCGGAGCACUCGCUGCCCCGCCGGGAGCACCACCACCACCACCACCACCACCACCACCGAGGCCACGGCGAGCACAGCUCCCGCCUGAGCUGCGCCGGCGAGGAGCGCAAGUCCAGGAUGCACCACGACGGGCUGAAGAGGGCGUACUACCCGAAAGACUCUUCCCGGGGGGACAAGAAGGAGAGCAAGUGUCCGACGCCGGGCUGCGACGGCACCGGCCACGUGACGGGUCUCUACCCGCACCACCGCAGCCUGUCCGGCUGUCCCCACAAAGACCGCGUCCCUCCCGAGAUCCUUGCCAUGUAUGAGAAUGUUUUAAAGUGCCCCACACCCGGCUGCUCUGGACGGGGUCAUGUCAAUAGCAACCGGAACUCGCACCGCAGUCUGUCCGGCUGUCCCAUCGCUGCAGCAGACAAGAUGGCGAAGGUCCACGAGAAAAGCAUCCCGACUGAGAGCGGCAGUAAGACCAAUCAGACGUCAGACCGCGUGCUCAGGCCGAUGUGCUUCGUGAAGCAGCUGGAGAUCCCUCAGUACGGCUACAAGAACAACGUCCCCACCAGCACCCCGCGCUCCAACCUGGCCAAAGAGCUGGAGAAGUACUCCAAGACCAGCUACGACUACGGCGGCUACGACGGGCAGCACGCCGCCGCCUACGGGAAGCGCGGCCUCGCCUCCAAGCUGCCCCCCGGCCGGGACCCCUCCCCCAGGGGCUACGACGCUAAGCGCUACUGUAAGACGUCGAGCCCGGCCAGCAGCACCACCAGCAGCUACGCCCCCAGCAGCAGCAGCAGCCUGAGCUGUGGAGGAGGCGGCGCUGGAGGAGGAGGAGGAGGAGGAGGAGGAAGCAGCGCCAGCAGCACCUGCAGUAAGAGCAGCUUCGACUACACCCACGACAUGGAGGCGGCCCACAUGGCGGCCACGGCCAUCCUCAACCUGUCGACCAGGUGCAGGGAGCUCCCCCACGCGCUGGGGGGGAAACCCCAAGACCUGCUGACUCAGAUCUCAGCAGUCCACUUGAGCCCCGUGGGCGACCUGGAUGACGGGGGCCCGCUGGACGUGGGGGGCCAGCCCGGCGGGCCGGAGGGCAGCGGGACGGUGCUGACCCCCCUGCAGCCCAUGUCCCCCCAGCGCCAGGCCCUGCUGAGCAGCCGCUGCUACCAGCUGAGCGAGGCCGACUGCUGGGACCUGCCGGUGGACUACACCAAGAUCAAACGCCUGGGGGGCGAGGAGGAGCACAAGGAGUCUGCGUACUUCUCGUCCCUGCACCAGGCCGACCAGCUGGACCCCUUCCAGGAGCUGCUGGAGGAGCAGCGCUACCCAACCGAGGCCCCCACGCCCAGCCCCAAGCACCACAAGUACCCGGCCUGCAAGGAGGGCAAGAAGGAGCUCCUCACGCUGUCCAGCUGCCAGCUGGCCGACAAGAACAUCCGCGGGAUGAUGGCGACCAACUCUCAGGACCUCAGGUGUCCGACCCCCGGCUGCGAUGGAUCUGGACACAUCACGGGAAACUACGCCUCCCACAGGAGUCUCUCCGGCUGUCCCCGAGCCAAGAAGAGCGGCAUCAAGAUCCUCCACAGCAAAGAGGACAAGGACGACCAGGAGCCAAUCAAGUGUCCGGUGCCGGGCUGUGACGGACAGGGUCACGUGACGGGGAAGUACGCCUCCCACCGCAGCGCGUCGGGCUGCCCCCUGGCGGCGAAGCGCCAGAAGGACAACUACGUCAACGGCUCGCAGUUCGUGUGGAAGUCGGGGAAGACGGACGGCAUGAGCUGCCCGACGCCCGGCUGCGACGGCUCGGGACACGUCAGCGGCAGCUUCCUGACCCACCGGAGCCUCUCCGGGUGUCCCCGGGCCACCUCGGCCAUGAAGAAGGCCAGGAUGAGCGGCGUGGAAAUGCUGACGAUCAAGCAGAGGGCGAGCAAAGGCAUCGAAAACGAUGAAGAGAUCAAACAGCUGGACGAAGAAAUCAAAGAUCUGAACGAGUCCAACACUCAAGUGGAGUCCGACAUGAUCAAACUGAGGACACAACAGAUCACCACCAUGGAGACCAACCUGAAGUCCAUCGAGGAGGAGAACAAGGUGAUCGAGCAGCAGAACGACUCGCUGCUGCACGAGCUGGCGAACCUCAGCCAGUCGCUCAUCAACAGCUUGGCCAACAUCCAGCUUCCACACAUGAAACCUGCAGCACAGAAAGAGGCCCCAGUAAAGCAUAGCUGCUGUGUACAGAUGCCUCACAGAGAGCCGAUGAACGAGCAGAACUUUGACACGUAUGUGAGUACACUGACUGACAUGUACACCCACCAGGACCAGUACCAGAGCCCGGAGAACAAGGCGCUGCUGGAGAACAUCAAACAGGCCGUUCAGGGGAUCCAGGUUUAGAGCCGAAAACAAAAAGAAAAAAAGGUCAAAAAGGAGGAGCAGGUUGUUUUUCGCUGAUCGGCCGUCGCUCUUUUAAUUCUUCUGCUGUUCUGCUCUCGACUCCAUUGGUCUUUUUCAAAUGAUUUUCAUUGUCGUUGCCUUGCUUUCAAAAACGUUUUAAACGAACAUUCACGUUUUGUACAUUUUCAUAUGACCUAAAAUAAUGUGAUGUACUGUUUAUAGCUGCUGAUGCACAUUCCAGUGUAUAUGUAUGUAUUUAUUUAUUGUGAGCUUGAAUCAUUUCCUGAUUAAACUGGGUGUCACGGGUGUAAAGGGGGGGGUCGGGGGGGGGGGGGUUACCGGAAGAGCAAUCAUUCAACAAAGCUUUUCUCGCCGGAGGCGGUUUCAUUAACGGAUGUAAUUGGUUCAUUUUGGAAGCGGACUUUUGAAACACGGCGACACGCAGACGGGUCGUCCCGGUUGGUUCCCACCUGUCCUGGUCCCGUCACUCUUCUUCGUUGGUGCGUAAAGACGAAACGGCCACAGAAAAACGUGGGAGACAAUCUGCCAUCCCCCGUUUGUUUUACUCCUCGCCCUUUGAAGCGUAGCUAUUAGGACAACGUGUCAGCAAUAUUGGUAUGAUAAUCUGAAAUCCUUUGGAUGUGGGAUGCAAUCUACACGGAGAAAAACAACGUUUGGGUAUAUGCAAUUUCUUAUGAAUAAAACUAGCAGAGAGCGGAUAGAUCUUUUUACUAAAUAUAAAUGUGUUGCGUUUUGUACAAACCUUUUACUACAAUCACGUUGUGGGAGUGAAAGGCCUUCGGUUCCGUCGUGUUGGACACCUUGGUUUCCAUGUUUUGAUGUUUUUCCCGCUGAGACGCACCUGACGGGGCGAAAGGCUUCGUAGACGUGAUUCUUUCUUUCUUUCUUUCUUUCUUUGUGAAAAAGGCCGACGGCUCCACUGGGACUUACAGGGUCAAACGUCCCCCAUCCCUCAUUGUAUAUUGCACUCGUUCUGUAGAAGAAAAAAAAACGUCUUUCCAAUCACGCGCCUCGGCGGGACGCGGGCGCCGCCGCGGUGACCAAGCAGCACUUUUUUUUUUUUUUUUUUUUUAACGGUGGUUGAUUGUUGGUCUAAAAGGAGGCGAGUUGGAAAGGUGCUGGUGGAACGCCGUGGAUCAUGCAUGCACUUUAUGGGAGUAUGUCAAAGUAUAUCACGCUUUGUGGAGACGGAGACUUUUUCACUGUUUGAAGGAAGACUCCCCCCCCCCCCACUGAAGGAAACCCCACACAGAGCACAGGGGUGAACUGCGACUCCCAAGGUGCAUUGCAACCAAUCAGAUUGAAACUUGUCGUUAACGAUGGGCGGAGACUAAAAAGAUUAUUCUUUGAAUUCGGGGUCAAUAGUGUAUAAAUCCGGUAACUGUGGCCCUGUGCUUUGGUCGGGUUGUUACUCCGUCUCCAUGGCAACGACGGCCCAAAGGCUCAUGGGUACCGAGGCGCUUAGAGACGCCCAAACAGACGGUCAACAAACAGCAAGCUGAUCGAAAACACAUCAGUCCGAUUCAAGGUUUUACAUUUUGGGAUGUCGUUUCCCAGAAUGCCUUUCAACAGAGAGAGGUUUUCACAGUCAUUUAGAAUAUAUUAAAUAUAUAUAUAUUAAAUAUAUAUAUAAGACACAGCCCCAGACUUAGAAUCAGGAGUCACACACAUUCUCUCACUUUGUGGUGUGUCUGGAAUAUUUUUGUAAUUCUAAAAAGACAUUUAAGGGGGAAAAACAAGUUCUCUGAUAGCGUUUUAGUGGAACAUUUCUCUGCCAUCAGUCGAGUUUGAACCGUUAGAAACAUUCAGCUGGGGGGAGUUUUCCUUCAAAGAUGCUUCUUCCUUUUUGGACUUUUCUUCACAUCUCCGUCCAAAGCUUCGUGUCUGCAGCUUCCUGCCAGUAAACUACUGCAUUAGAUAGACUGACAGCUUGUAUUUUUAUUGAGUCAGUUAUUCUAACUGACAACAAAGGAAAUGGGAGUUAAAGCACAAUUCUGCCACUUAAAGAAGGUCAAUAGACUAGAUGAUGUAAUAUCAGAUGUAAAAGCUAAACUGUAACUAUUUACAUAGAGAAUUUCAACACUAACAUGUGACAUGCUAGAAUGCAAAAAUAAAUCCAUAUGAAUAUUUGUGAAGUCAUACGUUUAUGAAAAUGUUUGUUUGUUUUCAGCGGCGCAUUGAUGAGGGGUUUUUAUACAACAUUCAUUUCCUCUCUUUUUACCCCUUUUUUCUGUGCUACCCGUUACCUUUCAGCAGCAGUUUUCUUACCACAUGGCAUGGGUUUUUGUUGAUAUUUUACCUGUAUGUUUAAGGUCACGAGAUACGCUACGUGAUAUUUUAAGUUGACUUGUGAAGUUUGUACAAUUUCUAUCAUGCUGGUGUUGGCAUCUCUUGCUCUGAAUAAAUCUUGUGUUGCGACACUGA
This is a messenger RNA of Pungitius pungitius (ninespine stickleback), 6799 nucleotides long. RefSeq names its product myelin transcription factor 1-like, a (gene myt1la). The coding region runs from base 416 to 4354 and encodes 1312 amino acids. The transcript has 25 exons. Lineage: Eukaryota; Metazoa; Chordata; Actinopteri; Perciformes; Gasterosteidae. Gene Ontology annotation, molecular function: DNA-binding transcription factor activity, RNA polymerase II-specific; zinc ion binding; RNA polymerase II cis-regulatory region sequence-specific DNA binding. The record is from RefSeq and is a predicted model, not a curated record. Gene Ontology annotation, biological process: regulation of transcription by RNA polymerase II. Gene Ontology annotation, cellular component: nucleus.